AGGCUCAGAAGCGCUGUAGAGCGCGGAGGGGAAGGAUAAGAGGGAGGGGAGAAGGCGGCUGGACGUGGUCGCGGUGGGGGCCUCUCCUCAGAGUUGGGAGUGGCGAUUGCCGGACGGCGGCGGGCGGAGCUCGGGAGUAGCGGCGUGAGGCGAUUUAUCGGUUAUCGGUCGGCGAAGUAUUUGUGUGAGGAGAGGGGGGAAGGGUGUCGGCGGCGGCGGCGGCCUCCGCCUCAGCAGGAGCAGCAGCUGCCGGCGCUCCUCCUCCGUCGACGUCUCCUUCCUGACUGACGGCGGGCUUUUGAGGCGGAGGCAGAGCCGCGGCUAGCGUCACGUGACCCCGGAAAGGAGAGCCGCCAAGAUGCACGGGGGAGCGCCCUCCGGGGACAGCGCAUGCCCACUGCGCACCAUCAAGCGCGUGCAGUUCGGCAUCCUCAGCCCGGAUGAGAUGAAACGGAUGUCAGUGACAGAAGGGGGCAUCAAGUACCCCGAGACAACAGAAGGGGGCCGCCCCAAGUUAGGGGGCUUGAUGGACCCUCGGCAGGGAGUGAUUGAGAGGACCGGGCGAUGCCAGACCUGUGCAGGCAACAUGACAGAAUGUCCUGGCCACUUUGGACACAUUGAGCUAGCCAAGCCUGUUUUCCACGUGGGUUUCUUGGGCAAGACAAUGAAAGUUCUCCGCUGCGUUUGCUUCUUCUGCUCCAAACUACUGGUUGACUCGAACAAUCCAAAGAUCAAAGAUAUCCUGGCCAAAUCCAAGGGACAACCAAAGAAGCGCCUGACCCACGUCUAUGACCUUUGCAAAGGCAAGAACAUCUGCGAAGGAGGAGAGGAGAUGGACAACAAGUUUGGCGUGGAGCAGCCGGAGGGAGACGAGGACAUCACAAAGGAAAAGGGCCACGGGGGCUGUGGGCGCUACCAGCCGAGAAUCCGCCGCUCGGGCCUGGAGCUGUACGCGGAGUGGAAGCAUGUCAACGAGGAUUCCCAGGAGAAGAAGAUCCUGCUCAGCCCGGAGCGGGUGCACGAGAUCUUCAAGCGCAUCUCGGACGAGGAGUGCUUCAUCCUGGGCAUGGACCCCAAGUUUGCCCGGCCAGAAUGGAUGAUCUGCACGGUGCUCCCCGUCCCACCGCUCUCCGUCAGGCCGGCCGUGGUCAUGCAGGGCUCUGCACGGAAUCAGGAUGACUUGACUCACAAACUGGCUGACAUUGUGAAGAUCAACAACCAGCUCCGGAGGAAUGAACAGAACGGGGCAGCUGCCCAUGUCAUUGCCGAAGAUGUCAAACUCCUGCAGUUUCACGUGGCCACCAUGGUGGACAACGAGCUGCCUGGGCUGCCCCGGGCCAUGCAGAAAUCAGGGCGACCUCUGAAAUCCCUGAAACAGCGUCUGAAGGGAAAAGAGGGGCGCGUGCGAGGGAACCUGAUGGGGAAACGAGUGGAUUUCUCGGCCCGGACCGUCAUCACGCCAGAUCCCAACCUCUCCAUCGAUCAGGUGGGAGUUCCUCGCUCCAUAGCUGCCAACAUGACCUUCGCAGAGAUAGUGACGCCCUUCAACAUUGACAGGCUCCAGGAGUUGGUCCGCAGAGGAAACAGCCAGUACCCUGGAGCAAAAUACAUUAUCCGGGACAAUGGGGACAGGAUUGACCUCCGUUUUCACCCCAAGCCCAGCGACCUCCACCUGCAAAUUGGCUACAAGGUUGAGCGACACAUGUGUGAUGGGGACAUUGUCAUUUUCAACCGGCAACCCACAUUGCACAAAAUGUCCAUGAUGGGUCACAGGGUCCGGAUCCUGCCGUGGUCCACCUUCCGCCUCAAUCUCAGUGUGACCACCCCAUACAACGCUGACUUUGAUGGUGACGAGAUGAACCUGCACCUCCCCCAGUCCCUUGAGACCCGGGCAGAGAUCCAGGAACUGGCCAUGGUGCCCCGUAUGAUCGUCACUCCCCAAUCCAACCGGCCCGUCAUGGGCAUCGUGCAGGACACUCUCACAGCCGUCCGCAAGUUCACCAAAAGAGAUGUCUUCCUGGAGAGGGGUGAGGUGAUGAACCUGCUGAUGUUCCUCUCCACCUGGGAUGGCAAGGUGCCGCAGCCGGCCAUCCUCAAACCGCGCCCGCUCUGGACCGGGAAGCAGAUCUUCUCCCUGAUCAUCCCUGGCCACAUCAACUGCAUCCGGACACACAGCACCCACCCUGAUGAUGAGGACAGUGGCCCUUACAAGCACAUCUCUCCUGGAGACACAAAGGUGAUUGUGGAAAACGGGGAGCUGAUCAUGGGGAUCUUGUGUAAGAAGUCUCUGGGCACCUCGGCUGGUUCCCUCGUCCACAUUUCCUACCUAGAGAUGGGCCACGACGUCACCCGCCUCUUCUACAGCAACAUCCAGACCGUCAUCAACAACUGGCUCCUGAUCGAAGGUCACACCAUCGGUAUUGGAGAUUCCAUUGCUGAUGCCAAGACCUACCAGGACAUUCAGAACACCAUCAAGAAGGCCAAGCAAGAUGUGAUAGAGGUCAUUGAGAAAGCUCACAACAAUGAGCUGGAGCCCACCCCUGGCAACACGCUGCGGCAGACCUUUGAGAACCAGGUCAACAGGAUCUUGAACGAUGCCCGAGACAAGACCGGUUCUUCAGCGCAGAAGUCCCUAUCGGAGUACAACAACUUCAAGUCCAUGGUGGUGUCAGGAGCCAAAGGCUCCAAGAUCAACAUCUCACAGGUCAUUGCUGUGGUGGGGCAGCAGAACGUUGAAGGGAAGCGCAUCCCAUUUGGCUUCAAGCACCGGACGCUGCCUCACUUCAUCAAGGACGACUAUGGUCCCGAAAGCAGGGGCUUUGUGGAGAACUCGUAUCUGGCCGGCCUGACCCCAACAGAGUUCUUCUUCCAUGCCAUGGGAGGCCGAGAGGGGCUGAUUGAUACAGCUGUGAAAACUGCAGAAACUGGUUACAUCCAGCGUCGACUGAUUAAAUCUAUGGAGUCGGUGAUGGUGAAGUAUGAUGCCACUGUGCGCAACUCCAUCAAUCAGGUGGUGCAGCUGCGUUAUGGCGAGGAUGGCCUGGCCGGGGAGAGCGUGGAAUUCCAGAACCUGGCCACACUCAAGCCCUCCAACAAGGCCUUUGAAAAGAAGUUCAAAUUUGAUUACACGAAUGAGCGGGCGCUGCGGCGUACCUUGCAAGAGGAGAUGGUGAAGGACAUUCUCAGCAAUGCCCACAUCCAGAACGAACUGGAGAGGGAGUUUGAGAAGAUGAAGGAGGACCGGGAGGUGUUGAGGGUCAUCUUCCCCACAGGGGACAGCAAGGUGGUUCUUCCCUGCAACUUGCUGCGUAUGAUCUGGAACGCUCAGAAAAUCUUCCACAUCAACACCCGCCUGCCCUCUGACUUGCACCCCAUCAAAGUGGUGGAUGGUGUGAAAGAGUUGAGCAAGAAGCUGGUGAUUGUGAAUGGGGACGACCCCUUGAGCAAGCAGGCCCAGGAGAACGCCACCCUCCUCUUCAACAUCCACCUGCGCUCCACACUCUGCAGCCGGCGCAUGAUUGAGGAGUUCCGCCUUAGUGGGGAGGCCUUUGACUGGCUCUUGGGCGAGAUCGAGUCCAAAUUCAACCAAGCCAUUGCCCAUCCUGGCGAGAUGGUGGGGGCUCUGGCUGCCCAGUCCCUGGGUGAGCCUGCCACUCAGAUGACCCUGAACACCUUCCAUUACGCCGGAGUCUCAGCAAAGAACGUAACGCUGGGUGUGCCUCGACUCAAGGAGUUGAUCAAUAUUUCAAAGAAACCCAAGACCCCCUCGCUGACUGUUUUCCUCUUGGGCCAGUCUGCGCGCGAUGCCGAGCGAGCCAAGGACAUCCUUUGCCGCUUGGAGCACACAACCCUUCGGAAGGUGACGGCCAACACGGCCAUCUACUAUGACCCAAACCCACAGAACACAGUAGUGGCUGAGGACCAGGAGUGGGUGAACGUGUACUACGAGAUGCCUGAUUUCGACGUGACCCGCAUCUCGCCCUGGCUGCUGCGUGUGGAGCUGGACCGGAAGCACAUGACGGACCGCAAGCUCACCAUGGAGCAGAUUGCAGAAAAAAUCAAUGCCGGGUUUGGGGAUGACUUGAAUUGCAUCUUUAAUGACGACAAUGCGGAGAAGUUGGUGCUGCGUAUCCGGAUCAUGAACAGUGAUGAGAACAAGAUGCAGGAGGAGGAAGAGGUGGUGGACAAGAUGGAUGACGAUGUCUUCCUACGUUGCAUUGAGUCCAACAUGUUGACUGAUAUGACCCUCCAAGGCAUUGAGCAGAUCAGCAAGGUGUACAUGCAUCUGCCUCAGACCGACAACAAAAAGAAGAUCAUCAUUACGGAGGACGGGGAAUUCAAGGCCUUGCAGGAGUGGAUCCUGGAGACAGAUGGCGUGAGCCUCAUGCGUGUGCUGAGUGAGAAGGACGUGGACCCUGUCCGGACCACCUCCAACGACAUUGUGGAGAUCUUCACGGUCUUGGGCAUUGAGGCCGUGCGGAAGGCUCUGGAGCGGGAGCUGUACCACGUCAUCUCUUUUGACGGUUCCUACGUCAACUACCGCCACUUGGCCCUGCUUUGCGACACCAUGACGUGCCGCGGGCACUUGAUGGCCAUCACUCGGCACGGAGUCAACCGUCAGGACACGGGGCCCCUCAUGAAGUGCUCCUUUGAAGAGACGGUUGACGUCUUGAUGGAAGCAGCCGCCCACGGUGAAAGCGACCCCAUGAAGGGCGUCUCGGAGAACAUCAUGUUGGGCCAGCUUGCCCCGGCAGGCACCGGCUGCUUCGACCUCUUAUUGGAUGCAGAGAAGUGCAAAUACGGCAUGGAGAUCCCCACCAACAUCCCUGGGUUGGGCGUGGGUGGCCCUACUGGCAUGUUCUUCGGCUCCGCUCCCAGCCCCAUGGGAGGGAUGUCGCCCGCCAUGACCCCCUGGAACCAAGGUGCCACACCAGCUUACGGAGCCUGGUCUCCCAGUGUCGGGAGUGGAAUGACUCCUGGGGCGGCUGGCUUUUCGCCCAGCGCUGCCUCAGAUGCCAGCGGCCUCAGUCCAGGCUAUUCUCCCGCCUGGUCACCUACUCCAGGUUCUCCUGGGUCUCCGGGACCUUCCAGCCCGUACAUCCCAUCACCAGGUGGGGCCAUGUCGCCCAGCUAUUCCCCAACAUCUCCUGCUUACGAGCCCCGUUCCCCUGGAGGAUACACACCACAAAGCCCUAGUUACAGCCCAACAUCCCCCUCAUACAGCCCAACAUCCCCCUCCUAUUCUCCUACCAGUCCCAACUACAGCCCCACUAGCCCCAGCUACAGCCCUACAUCCCCCAGUUAUUCUCCAACCAGUCCCAGUUACAGUCCAACUUCACCUAGCUACAGCCCAACUUCGCCCAGCUACAGCCCUACGUCCCCCAGUUAUUCUCCAACUAGCCCCAGCUACAGCCCCACAUCCCCCAGUUACAGCCCAACCAGUCCCAGCUACAGCCCCACAUCGCCAAGUUACUCCCCAACCAGUCCAAGCUACAGCCCUACAUCCCCCAGUUAUAGCCCAACCAGUCCAAGUUACAGCCCAACGUCUCCCAGUUACAGCCCUACGAGUCCAAGCUACAGCCCUACGAGCCCCAAUUACAGCCCAACUUCUCCCAAUUAUACCCCCACCUCCCCUAGUUACAGCCCGACUUCUCCCAGUUACAGCCCGACAUCUCCGAACUACACCCCGACGUCUCCGAACUACAGCCCGACCUCCCCCAGUUAUUCUCCAACCAGCCCAAGCUACAGCCCCACUUCGCCCAGCUACUCCCCCUCCAGCCCCCGCUACACCCCGCAGUCCCCGACGUAUACGCCUUCCUCGCCCAGCUACAGCCCCAGCUCUCCCAGCUACAGCCCCACCAGCCCCAAGUACACCCCCACCAGCCCCUCCUACAGCCCCAGCUCCCCGGAGUACACCCCGACGUCCCCCAAGUACAGCCCGACAUCCCCGAAGUACAGUCCGACGUCGCCCAAGUACAGCCCGACGUCGCCCACCUACAGCCCCACCACCCCCAAGUACAGCCCCACCUCGCCGACCUAUUCGCCCACUUCGCCCGUCUACACCCCGACCUCGCCGAAGUACAGCCCCACCAGCCCCACCUACUCGCCCACCUCCCCCAAGUACAGCCCCACCUCGCCCACCUAUUCGCCCACCUCGCCAAAAGGGUCCACCUACUCGCCCACCUCGCCGGGCUACAGCCCCACUUCGCCCACCUACAGCCUCACCAGCCCGGCCAUCAGCCCCGACGACAGCGACGAAGAGAACUGAAUGCGCGGGGAGGCCCCAGAGAAGACCGGUUGGGGGGUGACUUGCCCGCCGCGUGCUUUCUAGUUCUGCUGAAAAGCUUCGAAACAGUUUGGGAGACGGGGAAACUUGCCUUGAAAUCUCUUGUUGCUUUGAGUCAGCUGCAGCCUUGACAAUGUGCGACUGAGGAUGGGGAAUCCCAUGACUGCAAAUCCCAUCUCUCUUUCCCCCCGCAUCCCCCCAAUGGAGGAAGUUUUAGUCUCCGCUCUUCAUGUCUUGGUAUUUUUAUCUUUGGAAAAAAAAAUAAUCUUGUAAAUAAUCGAAAUAGACUACCUAACGAAUCGGCAAAUCAGGACCUCUGUGUGAAAGGGGUGGGAAGCGUAACCUUCCACUCUCAUUAAAUGUCACGUUUCUGGUCUCUCCUAACUGUUCAGGAGAGAGAAAAAGUGGCAUUUUGAAGCCAUGAUUACUUUGAGUGCCCAUUUGCCCUCCAUUGAUUCCUUAGCUUCUAUAAUACUCCUUUCCAUGUCUAUUGAGAAUUAUUUAUGUUGAAAACAUUAGGCAGUUUCCUGACUUAGGUGCAUUAUGUGUUGGCUUUUCCUCUCCUCCUUUGGCUGAACGAGAACGAAGGCCUUUUUAAAGAGGAGCGGGUUUUAACUCUUUGAGAAAAAAAAACAAUGGAUCAGGGUGGUUUGGUUUCCUUUGGUCCUGUGUUGCAUGUUGGAAAGUUUAGAAUUGAGCUCUGGCUUGGUUGCUUCAAGCAGGUUUUCCUCCUGGUCCUGCUCAACAGGAUCGAGAGAGAGAAAAAGGAAAGACGCCAGGCCACAACAGUUAAAAACAAUGUCAUUUUGUUGGGUGUUUGGAAUUCUUGCUUUUUUUUCCUCUGCACUCAAAAAAUUGUAACUUUCGGGGAGGGGAAAUAAAAACUUUUUUACUAACUGUU
This is a messenger RNA of Anolis carolinensis (green anole), 7187 nucleotides long. It is a transcript of the gene polr2a, whose product is annotated as RNA polymerase II subunit A. NCBI's taxonomy places the organism in Eukaryota, Metazoa, Chordata, Lepidosauria, Squamata, Anolidae. The transcript has 29 exons. Gene Ontology annotation, biological process: transcription by RNA polymerase II. Gene Ontology annotation, molecular function: DNA binding. Bases 359 to 6268 code for a protein of 1969 amino acids. The record is from RefSeq and is a predicted model, not a curated record. Gene Ontology annotation, cellular component: RNA polymerase II, core complex.